AUGGGGAAAAAAUCUGGAAAAAAGAAGGUACACACCGACUGGAUGAAGACCGCGACCGACGCCGAGCUGACCUGGGCUUACCUGACUGGGUGUGAGGUGGACCGGGAGCCGAUAAAGGCUGAACAAGCCCGAAGGGCACAACAGCAAGAACGCUGUCAGCAAUCGGCCGCGCCGAAAGCCCUAAUUGGACUAGGGGACACCGCGGACAAAUCUGGAGGAAGUACAAAGAUGAGCAACACAUCCAUCAGUGUAUCAGAAUUUAUUCUGCACUGUGAGAUUCGAUCUGACCAGAGAAGUGGUAUUAUUUCUGCACUUACAUUAAUAUUCUUCACAUCCAUGUUUGGAAAUCUACUUGUAAUUACGGUGAUAAUAGCAAACCGUCAUCUCCAUGCACCCAUGUAUCUUUUUAUUGUUACUUUAGCUACGAUAGACUUGACCAACAGUAGUGUCCUCAUUCCAAAAAUGCUUUCCAUCCUUCUCUUUGACUCCUCAGUGCCAUACGCAGCCUGUGUUUUGCAGAUGUUUAUUGUUUUCCAUAUAGAUGAGAUGGAGGCCUUACUUUUGGCAUUUAUGGCAAUUGAUCGCUAUGUAGCUGUUCUGUAUCCCUUGAGAUAUCCCUCACUCAUUACUAAUAAAACUGUUGGUUACAGUGUUUUAAUUAUGAAUAUUUUUGGACUUAUUUUCAAAUCCCCUUUCCUGUUUUUUGUUGGAGAACUUUCUUUCUGUCAAACCAAUAUCCUUCCGUAUUGCUUCUGUGAUUAUUCUACAAUGGUUCAUAUUGCUUGCAACCAAAACCCCAAGUAUUUAUCUUUUCUGUCUGCUGCAGUUUUUACAACCGGUGUCGUCCCAUUAGGACUAAUUCUAUUUACUUACAGCCGAGUGGUGCUGGCAGCAAUAAUGAUAUCAUCAGCUGAGGGAAAGAAGAAAGUCUUCAGCACCUGUCUAACCCAUCUCCUUGUGGUUGGACUGUUUUAUAUUCCAUUGUUACUAUCAUAUUUAUUGCCAGGAGCCGGAGUAAAACUAUCAACAGAAGCCUAUAAUGCAAUGGUCAUUGUUGGAAAUGUACUACCACCCAUGCUGAAUCCCAUCAUCUACAGUUUCCGUAACAAGGAAAUAAAGGUUUGCAUCCACAGACUGUUUACUGGGAAAAGAAAUCAGGCAUCUGUAAAUCACGAUUGA
Messenger RNA from Erpetoichthys calabaricus (reedfish), 1179 nucleotides. Its product is annotated as olfactory receptor 1E5-like. Bases 1 to 1179 code for a protein of 392 amino acids. Lineage: Eukaryota; Metazoa; Chordata; Cladistia; Polypteriformes; Polypteridae. The record is from RefSeq and is a predicted model, not a curated record. Gene Ontology annotation, molecular function: G protein-coupled receptor activity; olfactory receptor activity. The transcript is spliced from 2 exons. Gene Ontology annotation, biological process: G protein-coupled receptor signaling pathway. Gene Ontology annotation, cellular component: membrane.